Oncorhynchus mykiss (rainbow trout) is the source of this 2706-nucleotide messenger RNA. RefSeq names its product atonal bHLH transcription factor 8 (gene atoh8). NCBI's taxonomy places the organism in Eukaryota, Metazoa, Chordata, Actinopteri, Salmoniformes, Salmonidae. Gene Ontology annotation, biological process: positive regulation of transcription by RNA polymerase II; anatomical structure morphogenesis. The record is from RefSeq and is a predicted model, not a curated record. Gene Ontology annotation, cellular component: nucleus. Gene Ontology annotation, molecular function: E-box binding; DNA-binding transcription factor activity; protein dimerization activity.
UUUAAUAUGUUAUUACGCACGGCGAGAGAUAUUUUGGGCGGUCUCUCGCUGUCGGCGGCGUGGCGACUUAUCUCACCGACAAGGGCUUCUAUGUAAAACUGAGGCAAAACUAAAACAGAUGAAACUCAGAGCACAUUCACAAAAAAAUGCUGCCAAUUUUGAUGGCUCCAGAAGACGCGGAAUCCACGGGAGAAACACGCGCCUGCACAUGCGGUCUAUUCUUUAUUUGAGUUAUUUAAAGUAAGCCUGUCGAUGCUUGUAAUCAGAGUGCUACAUUGCAUAGUGAUUUGUCUGGCUAUAUUUUAUUGAUUAAGUUACAAUAUAAUAUUAUAAUACUUUUGCGCGAUAUUAAUUAAGGCAGUGCUGUCGGUUUUCAAUAGUGCCUUUUUUUGUGUAGAAAUGAGGAAUCCACAUCUACUCAGCGAUGGCUGGAAGACAAUCAAUGCAAAGGAUUCAACUGGGAAUAAAAAGUUUAAACGGAAAGGUCGGGACCCCAAACGUGUCACCAGUGAUGAAGUCAACCAUUUCCAAUAUGAUUCAAUAAUGGACGACGAAUCUAUGGGGGAACUGAUGGAAGAGACAUGUAAAAACAUUGUCCAAAAAAGACUACAGGACCCUGGUUCAGUUCUAUCUGUGGAGAAAUCCAUUAUUUCAUCAGGAAACCCGAAUACUGCUCUUGACAUGAGGAUAAAUGCUUUACCAUCAACAGUUACUGGGAAGCUCCCAUCAUCACAGUCACAGCCUUUAUCCGAGUCAACACCGACAAGCAGAGACUCUUUUCUCAGCACAUUCCCGCAUGUUACAAGUUAUGGCCAUCAACAGACAUUUGGGACUGAUCACACAUUACAGUCCCGGAUCGUCCUGUGCCAGCGCUCCGAGAAGUCCCUCUCCUCAGCCUCUCAGACAGCCUACAUCAAUCGCAGCGACCCGGUUGAAUCGCCAAAGAAACGGCUAGGAGAAACGUCUGGCGUCGUCACUGAGAUCAAAGCCGUUCAGCAGACACGGAGGCUACUGGCGAAUGCCAGAGAGAGGACCCGGGUGCAUACCAUCAGUGCAGCCUUUGAGGCGCUGAGAAAGCAGGUGCCCUGCUACUCCUAUGGACAGAAGUUGUCAAAGCUGGCUAUAUUAAGAAUCGCCUGUAACUACAUCCUGUCGCUAGCUCAGCUGGCAGACCUGGACUACACCCCAGAUCACGGCAACAUAAGCUUCAGAGAGUGCGUGGAGCAGUGCACCCGCACCCUGCAGGCCGAGGGACGCUCCAAGAAGAGAAAGGAGUAAAAAAUUCUCACAGCAUCGGUGGCGUGAGCCAGGCUUUAUAACAAGGCCCUUGAACAAAAGAAAUUCUUUACAGCUCUGUUAUUGAGGUUAUUCAAGGUCACUCCUGGGGGAGACUACAACCAGUCACUUGGACAUACAGUAUGAUGGACCUAAUUUCAUAGGCCUACUUGAUACCUGUUGAGCUAGCAGAAAUAUCAAGAAUCUCCAGUUAUGGAUAUGUUUCUGCCCGUCGUGAGUUGGAAUGAAUCUCAUUCGGUUGAUGUUUGAACAGUUAAAAGUGGGAGACAGCAUUGAUGUUCUUUAAGCAAACAAGAAAACAUGUCUGGUGGAUGAAAUCAGAUUGUUCAAUCAUAUGACAAUUGGAGGCAGAGACAGCAGUGACUAUAACCAUUCAUAACAGUGAUUAUAAGUUUUAUUCAACUAUGAACCCCGAUGCCUUUUCAAUGACAUACAGGUUGUUGUUUUUCUUUAUAGUAUGAUUGGUCAUUUCUGCUUGAUGGAAGCUAACUAGUGAAAGCGCUAGUAGCAUAUAUUUGAUUACAAGAUAACUUAAAAUUACAUAGCAAUGGUAUUUUAUUCAGCAACUGUUUUUAUGUGUUGAAAUAUGAAUUAAGUUACAUGGGUUAUUGUCUGCUACCUGAGCUCAGUAUUUUUUAAAUAUCCCAGAUUGACACAUUUAAAAGUGACCUCCCUUUCAGCUGGCCUUUUCUAAUGACAAAUCUCUGACUGUUGUGUGCUAAUCAAGCACUUUUUAACCAAAAAUAAAGGAACUGUUAUUAAUUUAUUUGAAUGGAUAUGCAUGAUCAUUAAACACCUCUAACAUCUUUAAAUCAUUAUCUCAAGUACUGCCAACCUAAAUCUCACACAACAAUCACACGCUACACCUUUAAACAGCUUAUAGCAGCUGUCAAGCUUCCCUCAAAACAAAGUUGUAAUUAUGACUAGGAUCAUGAAAGAAAGUCAUUUCAUUUUCUAUCUGAAUCUACCUCGUGUAUAUGUGUCUAAAUCUUGAGGUGUUCAUGUGUUGUGUUCUCUUAAUCCUAGACUACAAUACGUAUUUUUGAGGCACGUCAUAGAAAGGACUUGUCAAGAUCACCACUGUUGGUGGCCUACAAGAUAAUCAAUCAGUAUUUUCCAGUACAUUUAAUAGAAUUUGGUGACAGCUCAAAAAUGUGUAAUGGUAAUUUGUAUAGUCUAUUUGCAUAGGAUACUGGAUCCAAAGGUCAACAGAGAGGAUUGAAUGAUGUUGUUCUGCAUUACAUUACCUUGUGCCUUUUCAACAAAGUACUUUCUUUACAUUAACAAGUUACAAAUAUUAAAAUAACUUACUUUUCUAAAAGGGAACAUAAGUCACGAUGUAAUUGCAAAUAUAUUUAAUAGAUUAACUGAAUUAUUCUGUAAUAAAGGGCCCAUGUGCUGUAUUAUCAA